UGUCAGAGAGGUCGGGUGCCGUAGGGUGCCGAAUCUGAUUGGUUGACUUUUUUUUUACUUGCGCCUGGCAGGACCAUGCUUUGUUGGAUCAUGAUCAUAUAUAGAGGUUGCAUGUUUGCACGCACGCACGCAGCAGGCAGAAACAUUGAGCCAGCCCACAGUUAGUAGAAAAAGCAAUAUGGUACUAUUGUGUUUUUGGUAGUUUUGAGGGUCACAGCCAAAAAUUAAAUUCUACUUAUUCGUGCGAAGAAAUUGGAACGGAUCUUGAAAACUAAAGUGCGAUUGUAUGACGAAAUAACUAAAUUUUGUGAGUCAUAAAGGUCAUCGUAUUUUUAAAUUUGGAGUCUACGUUUCGUGUUUUAAUGAAACUGUUUAAAGAAUAGUAACUUUACGUAUUUUUGUCAAUAUUGUCAAUACGGGUUUGUUUGGAGCACCUGUCAAAAUAAUAUCACGUGACUAAAUGUUUUCAAAUAUUGAAGUAGGACACUUUUUCCUCGGAAAGAACGAUAUGUCAAGACAAAGAGAGAACGCAUUAGAAUUGUUUUUUCAAAAUAAAAUAAUGUAAAUAUUUUGGAAGAAUAUUAUGACAAGAAAAUUAUUAUGAUUACUCGAUGAUGACGAAAUUGGUCCAGAUGUUAUUUAAUUAUACGCAAUAAAAGGAUGAUUUUGGAUACUUUGGUGGUCAUGAUUGAUUCGGACUUGUUACGGAUUCCAUGUUUUUAGCAGUACAAAUUGCGAAUCAAAGAAGACUUCUUUCCAUUAUCAAUUUAAUUAGAGCGGAUAACAAAUUUUCCUGUCGGACUACUUUCAGAUUGAUUCGCACUCCUUCCGUAUUCCAUGUUUUCAGCCCCUGAGAGAUUCUGGAUUCGAGCGGAUGGCAAGAAAAUUUCUCAACAAUCUAAUUGUCAAUUAAAAGAAAAAUGAAAAAGAAGCUUCGAGGGAUGGAGUCGUUUUUAGAGCUCUUUGAACCAGAAGAAUCUAAGCCGAGGAGAAAAAAAAAUUGGGAAGUCGGUAUAAGUGAACAAACUGAACAUGAAGGUUCUCCAGAUGGUGAUCUAGAAGAUAGAUUACCUCCUGAGCCUGAACAAGGAAAUAUUGAGUACAAACUGAAAUUGAUUAAUCCUUCCAGUCAAAGAUUUGAACAUCUUGUCACUCAAAUGAAAUGGCGCCUUCGCGAAGGUCAUGGAGAAGCUAUUUAUCAAAUUGGUGUCGAAGACAAUGGAAGAUUAGCGGGCUUGUCGAGGGACGACAUGAAACUCUCCUUGAAAACAUUGAGGGACAUGGCUGAUAGAUUAGGAGCGGAAACGACAGUGCUUCGAGAAAGACUUGCAAAAUGCAAGUCAAGAACAAGCAAAGUGGAGGAAAAAAGAGUAGCCGAAGUAUUGGUUCGAAAAUUACGAAAGGGUGAUGCUGAUGAUCAAGAUGUCGUGAUUGAUUUAAGACUAGCAGUAUUAGGAGGGCAAGAUGCUGGAAAAUCUACCAUCUUAGGAGUACUCACGCAAGGUGAAUUGGACAAUGGCAGGGGGAGAGCCAGGCUAAAUAUAUUUCGCCACCUUCACGAAAUUAAAACAGGGCGUACGUCAUCAAUUUCCCACGAAAUUCUUGGAUUCGAUAAUGAUGGUCAUGUUUUGAAUUAUUCAGAAAUGAAGACAGCAGAGGAAAUCUGCGAUCAUGCAUCGAAGGUGGUUACAUUCAUUGAUUUAGCAGGACAUCGAAAAUAUUUACGGACGACAUUGUUGGGCCUUACAGGUUACGCUCCACAUUAUGUGAUGCUUGUCGUCUCGCCACCUGUGAAUGAAGCUUUCCAAGAGCACCUAACUCUCUGUCUAGCUUUGCGAAUUCCGUUCUUUAUUAUCGUGACCAAAAUAGAUUUAGGUUUUAGAAACCCUCGAGAAAUCAUAUUACAACUAGAAACUAUCUUGCAAGCCCAGGGUUGUCUUAAAAAAUUGGUGCUCCAUGCAAAGAAUAACGAGGAACCAGACGUUUGCGAUUUAGAUGCAAUACCAGUAUUUCUUGUGAGUUGCGUAUCUGGCGAAGGCCUAGGGGAACUCACCAAUUUUAUUAGAGAUUUGUCGCCUACAGAUCUAACACCUCUAGAAACAGAUCCAGAAUCCUCUCUCUUCCAAAUAGACGAAACGUUCAGGGUAGUGGGACUAGAUGAACCAGUACUCGGCGGUUUGCUCGUAAAGGGACUUAUCACACCUGGAACACGAUUAUUAGUUGGUCCUUUGCCGGAUGGCGAGUUUAGCCCAGUCAAAGUAGUUAGUCUUCAUCGUAAUAAAACGCCUUGCUGUGUGGUUCGAGCAUCACAGAGUGCAAGUUUAACAAUAGCGCCUCCUACAAAAAGAGACCCGCCCUUACCUCACCUUCGGCCUGGUAUGGUUUUAGUCUCUUCUCGUGACCAUCCUCAUGCUACGCUCUUCUUCCAGGCUACUAUUCUAGUUGUGUACCAUCCUACGGCAAUAUAUCCCGGAUUUCAAGCCACUGUUCACGCAGGCAAUGUUAGACAAACCUGCAUAUUUGAAGGUAUAAUGGAGAUGAAAGACGAUGGACUCAAAACUAAUGGAACAGCUUCAGUGUUACUUAGAUUUGUGUGCCAUCCGGAAUAUCUUCACGUCGGAAUGAGGCUUCUGCUCCGGGAAGGAAGAGCCAAAGCAAUUGGCAAAAUUAUUCAAAUAUUUCCCCUGAUAGGAUCGCAAAAUACGAUUCAUUAAUCUCCUUGUUUGGAAGUGAAAGGAGUCUAAAAUAAUGUAAUUUCUUUAUUUUUCUUCUUUGUUUGAAACUACCUUUGUUCGAGAAAGGUAAUAUUUAAAUAGCAAUGUGAAGUUCAAUAGAUUUAGACCGUUAUCUUUUUUUAACUCGCCCUAAUGCGACAAAACAAGUUGCGUAUUAACAACUACGAAUUACAACUUGAAUAUAGAAAGUUCUUCGUUCAAUUGGCUGUUUUAGAGCUUUUGUGCUUUUGUACUAUAUGUAUUCCUUCUUUCAAAGAUUGAAUUAAUUUUAAACUUGUCUAACAGUUAGAUGUGAUAACGAUUUUCGCGUUAAAAUCGUGUAAAUAUGACUUCAGUCGCAAUUCUAUUUAACUAAAUAAUACAGGAAGCUAUGUAACCAAUCGGUGGAUUGAUAUUUAUUUAUUUAUUUACAUUGAUAAACUAUUGACAAAAAAUGUAUUUUUUUCUCAAGGGAGUGUUUCAGAAUUAUUUAUCUGAGAUAAAAAUCUUGUACGGGGUACUUGAUUAGUUAAAAAAUGGCCUGUACAUAAUUAAAUGAUAUUUUUUUAAUUACAGAAGUAAUUGA
This is a messenger RNA of Belonocnema kinseyi, 3300 nucleotides long. RefSeq names its product GTP-binding protein 2. Gene Ontology annotation, molecular function: translation elongation factor activity; GTP binding; GTPase activity. The transcript has 9 exons. NCBI's taxonomy places the organism in Eukaryota, Metazoa, Arthropoda, Insecta, Hymenoptera, Cynipidae. Gene Ontology annotation, biological process: translational elongation. Bases 921 to 2714 code for a protein of 597 amino acids. The record is from RefSeq and is a predicted model, not a curated record.